AUGGCCCCGUCCCGGCCGCCGACGGCGCUGGCGGGGGCCAUGCUGACCGGCAGGGAGAGCCUGGUCCGCCUCAUAGGCCGCCGCCGCCGCUCCCCUCUCCCCGCCCCCCUCGCCGCAGCCCUCCUCUCCCCCUCCCGCCAACAGGCCGACGACGCGGGCGCGGGCGAGGCGGCCAGUGAAGCGGCCGCUGCGGGCCCUUCUUCGUCGGGAGGGGGCGCCGGCGCGGAGCGGGUGGCCUGCCCCGUCUGCGGCGAGUUCAUCCCCGGCUCGGACUACUGCGUCAACACCCACCUCGAUAUAUGCCUCACGAGAGGACCGAAAAGGAAGUUCGCACAGAGCAGCCUUCUUGAUUUCAGAUUCAGUAAGAAAACAACAGUUGAGCAUACUCCAGACAUUGUGAACAAUGUUGACAAGGCAGAAAACAAGGGACUGACGGAUGGAGAUGUAUCCACUGACAGAGAAUUUUGCUCCAUGAAUAGUGACACUGGAAGUCCCGAGAAUAGCACAACCGCUUUAUUAACUGGUUGCCUGGAUGGUUCAGCUGGCAUUUCCAAGAUGCUUACUACAUGUACACCUUCAAAUGCUGGCUUGCCACUUAUGAAGAACGCUGAAAAUGACGAUGCAGUCGAGAAGGCCUCUUCCUGCUCGCUUUCAACAGGAACAACUUCUGUCAGUAUCGAUGCAUGUCCAGACGCGGAUUCUAGCACCACGGUAGCUGUUGACACUGUCAUAGUGGGCCGGAGGUUCCGUGAAAGCUUUGAACUGCAAGAAGGCAUGGGCAUUACUGUUGUAAGAGACCCCCAGAAUGCCAAGGACCCUGAUGCUGUCAAGGUGCUUUAUGCAGGGUCUGACUGUGCGCAGAUGCUUGGAUAUCUGCCUCGAGAGCUGGCUAAAGUCUUGGCUCCUCUAUUGGACACACAUUUUAUUGAAUGCGAGGGAUUUGUGGCUGGUUUGCCUGAACAACAGCUUGACAAUGUGCCCAUCCAGCUAACUUGUCAGAAAUGUGAAAAUGACAAUCAGAAUUAUGAAGAUCUGAGGUACCAACAAUCCUUGUGGGAAAAUUUUCUUGGUGUUGUUAGAAAUGGAAAUUUCCAGCAACCUAGCAGUGCAAGAUACCAGGCAAAUUUCAAUACGAUGCUAUUGGAUGUUAUGACCAACCAUACACACCUUUUCAGUGAUACGGAAACAUCAUUUUUAGGAUCUUUUAAGUCGUUAUCAAAUGAUGGCCAAAGGCUUUUUGUGAAGAUUUACACUCGAAAAGGGCCAUGGUUUCGGUUGAGCAGCAUUUCGUAUCGUGAGAUAUCAGAUGUUGAGCAUGCAGCCAUGGAGUUGAAGUUGGCAGGUUACAUAGACAUGUUUUCUUGCACUGAUGUUCCAUUUGAACAUGAUAUGGAAGAGAUUCUCAAUGUGCUAAGUGUUCCUGAAAUGAAGGAAAUCCUAAAGGAGCUCCGUAAGGAUAACACAAACUGCACCCGUCGACAUGAGCUUCUUAGCACCCUUCUCUCUAUGUACAAUAAUGGAACCUGCACAGUGCUACCAAAGCGAAUUUUUAAAUGGACAGGAACCUGUAUAAGAGUCUCCAACAUGGCUGAUGAACUUGUCUGGCUUGUUCAGAGGCUAUUUUUUCUAAAUGGUGAUCAAGACCUUUCAUCCUUUCUAUUAGUGGAUCUUGGUCUGGUGAAAUUCCCAGAAUACACAUGCAGCGUUGUUCAUCGUAUUUUUCAAGAAAGAAAUGAUUUACUUGAGUAUGAAGAGGCAAUUCGAGUGGCACAGUUCAUGGAUGAAUCUCUUGAUAAUGAUAACAUGGAAUUAGUGUCAAGAUGCACUGAUUUGUCUGAGAAUCGACUAUGCACUCCGUUAAAAGAAGAAGAUAGCAGUUUAGCUGAUUCUCCUCCAUCAUUCUAUUCAUGCUUUUCAUCUACCUGGAUCUAUUCCAAAAUACUCACAUUAGGGGUCUCUGUUUACGAACGCGAACGCAGGUAUGCAGAUGCAAUAAGGACUCUAAAGAUACUACUUAGUAAAGUUGCUUCUGGUAGACGGCGAGGAUAUUGGACACUGAGAUUAUCUAUUGAUUUGGAGCAUAUGGGUCGCCCUAAUGAGAGCCUUUCAAUAGCUGAAGGAGGAGUGACCGAUCCAUGGAUCCGUGCUGGGUCAAAGAUUGCACUGCAGAAGAGAGUUCUGCGUUUAGGCAAACCUCCACGGCGCUGGAAAGUUCCCAGUUAUGCUGAUUCUCUUAAGAGAAACAUAAAAGAGGUGAACAUUGAAGGAAGGCCAUUGAAUUGUGAAAUAGGAGCAAAGAAUGUAUUUUAUGGCUAUGAUGGUGACCGUUGUGGGGUAGAGCAAUUAGCUUUGCAGUAUUAUGCUGAUGAAGGAGGUGGCUGGCAAGGUACCCAUUCAGAAGGUGGCAUAUGGAUGACAAUCUUUGGCCUUCUAAUGUGGGAUGUAAUAUUCUCAGAAGUAUGCGAUGUUUUCCAUUCUAAAUUUCAGACAGCCCCUCUUGAUUUUGAAACAGACGACUUCUACAAGUCAAGAAAGGACCUUAUAGAAUCACAGUUGAAAAGGAUACAAGAUGGAAUGGCCGAAGAGAUGCUCAUCAGCUCCUGGGAGCUACAUCAAGGGACAUCCUGCAGGGGUGUCAAUUGGGACCGGCAUCCAAUGGCCGAUGUACGGGCUGUCGUUGCGGGCGUUGGUGGGCAUCGCUUGGCACUACUUCUCCGGCAUCUAGCCCUCGAUUACAGGAGCUGGUCCAGCGGGAUGCCCGAUCUGCUGCUAUGGCGUUUCCUGGAUGAACGAGGUGGCGCUGAAGCUAAACUUGUGGAGGUCAAAGGACCAAAGGAUCAGCUCUCUGAGCAGCAACGUGCUUGGAUUUUCGUCCUGAUGGAUUUUGGGUUUGAUGUGGAAGUUUGCAAAGUGAGCCUAGUUUCUAAGCGGCGAUAA
Molecule: messenger RNA, 2937 nt
Organism: Triticum turgidum subsp. durum (durum wheat)
Lineage: Eukaryota; Viridiplantae; Streptophyta; Magnoliopsida; Poales; Poaceae
Source: the annotation of a GenBank genome assembly